Saccostrea cuccullata (small rock oyster) is the source of this 1792-nucleotide messenger RNA. Its product is annotated as beta-1,3-galactosyltransferase 1-like. NCBI's taxonomy places the organism in Eukaryota, Metazoa, Mollusca, Bivalvia, Ostreida, Ostreidae. The record is from RefSeq and is a predicted model, not a curated record. The coding region runs from base 304 to 1428 and encodes 374 amino acids. Gene Ontology annotation, molecular function: hexosyltransferase activity. Gene Ontology annotation, cellular component: Golgi membrane. The transcript is spliced from 3 exons.
AAUUGGCCGAUAAUUACUUCCACCUCUGGAAACUGGGUCACGCAGAAACUACCUUUCCCUUUAAAGAUUUUGAGAAAAAAUCAGCGUGAAGUUCAGGAACCAUGAGUAAAGGAACUUGACUAAGUACUUGGAUCCGCUUCUGUGUUUGUAUGGUGAAGAACAUGAAUUUUCAGCAUUAAGGGUGUUUAGCGUGAAGGCAGAAGGAAGGCCCCAGUUGACUUCCUGGAUUAAAAAAACAUGUUUAUAAAAGUUGAGGUUUCCGUCAAGUAAAAAUAAAGGAAACUUCCUCAUUGUAACAGCAACAUGUGCGACACGAUCACUCGCCAGUUAAGGAGAAUUGUGUGUUCGGCGUGUGGAAUAGUAAAUAUAAUAUACCUAACGACAACAAUAUCAGUUAUUGUGCUUAUGCAGUUAUUUUAUGUGAAUUAUCAGCUGAGAUCAGUGGUACCAAUUGCGAACAAUGUGAAGAAAGAGUUACAAGUUUUUAUUUCUUAUCGGAGUUUAAGUACCAGCACACUUCCUACACCCGCACCUACCACUAACCGGAAGUCUAACCGGAAGUCUGUGUUCAAAACUCGGAGGCCAGUUGCAAAGCGGCCCGAUAUGUGCAAAGGAUGUUUUGCGCAUGAUUAUACAUAUAUUCUUGACAAUGAGGAUAUUUGCAGCACAGAGGAAGGGAAACAACCAGUUAAUUUAUUAGUGCUUAUAUCAACAACUCAUAAGAACACGGAAAGUAGGAAAGCGCUAAGAGAAACGUGGUUAACUCCCUCUUGGAAAAAUACGGGCGACGUCAGAUACGCCUUUCUUUUAGGAAUGUCGCCCGAUACUGCCACCCAGGUUGCUAUAGAAACCGAAAGUGCCACCUAUCAGGAUAUCAUUCAAGAAGACUUUGUAGAUAGCUAUAACAAUUUGACCCUAAAAACCAUGAUGGCUUUCAAAUGGGCGAGCACUAAGUGUAAAAACGCUAAAUAUUUUAUGAAGACAGACGAUGAUAUGUUUGUUAAUUUGGAUUCCUUGAAGGCCACCUUAAGAAAAAAUAGUUUUGUUCUUGAAAAAUCUAUAGGUGGGUUUUGUAACCUGUCAAGAGAACCUAUUAGAACUAACACAUCGAAAUGGUAUGCACCUUUUGAGAUGUACCCGCAUAAGGAAUAUCCGCAAUAUUGUUCCGGAACAGGAUACGUCACGAGUCUUGGGGUUGUGGAAAAAGUUUAUAAAGUUUCAAAAAAUGUUCCGUUCUUUUAUCUAGAGGAUGUUUACGUUUCUUUGUGUAUGAGAAAACUCGGAUUAAACAUGACGCAUUUACCCGGCUUUCACGCCGAUUUUCAGAAACCCGGAUGUGUGUAUAAAACAAAUGAAUUAGUGACCUCACAUAGAUUAACACCAAAACUCCUUAAAGAGAUAUGGAAAAAGAAAUGUAAAGAUGUUUGAAUGUAUUCAGCGUAUUUUAAUUUACUGUAUUAAUUUAUUGUUUUGAAUAUCUGAAUUUCAUCUUUAAACGAAAUUCACAUAUUAAUUUGUCCGUCCGGUUGAAACAAUUAUUUAUGAUGUAAGAUGUUUACAUGUAAAUUAUAGACAAUUAUUUUCAAACUUUUAAUCCGUUGUGUUUUAUUUUCCCAAAAUUUUUAUAAUAUAGCAUUAUACAUUUAUUGACUGAGUUCGAGGGCAACAUGCGUUUUGUAGGACCCAAGAACCAAACUGUCUGGCAGUUUGGUUCGAGGGUCGACAAAACGCAUUGUUAUACCCUUAUAAAUAUCCUUCUAUAUAUUUAUUACUAGAUAAAAAGUCCAACAAA